AACAUGAGCCGCAAACACUACGGAAAGGAAGAGUGUGCACGCCAGGCUUUAUUUAGCAGCAAAAGUCAGCAGUCUGAAACGGAGGACAAGUUUAGAAAGCGAUACCAAAGUUAACAUUCGUCUGCAUUCCAGUUCCUUCCUGCAUUGUGUUCAACUCAGUGUUUAGCUGCAUUGCAAGUUAGAUCGUUUUCGCAGGCAUGGUCGACAGUGUUUAUCGGACACGCUCUCUCGGUGUAGCCGCCGUAGGUUUACCUGAUCAAUAUGCGGACGGAAAAGCGGCGAAGGUGUGGCAGCUUUAUAUCGGAGAUACGCGGAGUAGAACGGAAGAGUACAGGAGCUGGGUGGUGUCUCUGCUGAAACAGCACGGCUGCCAGAGAGUUCUGGAUGUAGCGUGCGGCACAGGUGUGGACUCCAUCAUGCUGGUGGAGGAGGGCUUCAAAGUGGUCAGUGUGGACGCUAGUGACAAGAUGCUCAAGUAUGCCCUGAAGGCAAGAUGGGAGAGGAGAAAAGAGCCUGCCUUUGACCAGUGGGUGAUUGAGGAGGCCAACUGGCUGACCUUAUCGGAUGAUGUGGAGAAGCCGGGGAGCGGUUUCGAUGCUGUCAUCUGCUUAGGGAACUCGUUCGCUCAUUUACCAGACUUCAAAGGCGACCAGAGUGACCAGAAGCUGGCUCUGCAAAAUAUUGCCAGCAUGGUGAGGCCUGGUGGCAUCCUCAUCAUUGACCACCGGAAUUAUGACUACAUCCUGGAGACCGGGAGAGCGCCACCAGGGAAGAACAUCUAUUAUAAGAGUGACCUGACUCAGGACAUUUCCACCUCGGUGCUGUGGGUCAACAGCAAACCACACAUGAUUACCCUGGACUACACUGUGCAGGUACCCCACCCAGAGGGUCAACAAAGCACGCCUGAGCUCAGUAAGUUUCGUCUCUCCUACUACCCCCACCGGCUGGAAAACUUCAAGGAGAUUCUGAGGGAGGCCUUCAGUGGCAAGUGUGAGCAGAGUGUGUAUGGAGACUUCAAGAGCUACACCCCAGGGCAAGCUCAGGCACCCUGCUACUUCAUCCACGUGGUCAAGAAGAACCCUUGAGGGGGGUGUCCCUGCGCCUGCCACAUCUGGACAAAGAUCUUUUCUCUCCUGCUCCUCUCCGUCUCUCCACCCCCUUCCUCCUUC
Megalops cyprinoides (Indo-Pacific tarpon) is the source of this 1169-nucleotide messenger RNA. RefSeq names its product glycine N-methyltransferase (gene gnmt). Gene Ontology annotation, biological process: protein homotetramerization; S-adenosylmethionine metabolic process; regulation of gluconeogenesis. Gene Ontology annotation, cellular component: cytosol. The transcript has 6 exons. Bases 198 to 1085 code for a protein of 295 amino acids. Gene Ontology annotation, molecular function: glycine binding; glycine N-methyltransferase activity; S-adenosyl-L-methionine binding. NCBI's taxonomy places the organism in Eukaryota, Metazoa, Chordata, Actinopteri, Elopiformes, Megalopidae. The record is from RefSeq and is a predicted model, not a curated record.